GGUACCAUAGAAACACUUAAUGAGGAAAUCAACACAGAGAUGAAACAGAAUAUGCCGACAUAUAUAUAACAUCAACAACCAGUACAAGGCAAUUACAUAUUUAAAGGAAAACCUCCAAGAUGACGAUGUAAUAUUUCAUGUUGACUUUAGCGAGAAUUACAACUGUAAAUAUGAUAAAGAAAUACAAGCUGUUCAUUACGGAGCAUCGCAACGCCAGAUAAGCAUUCACACAGGAGUCGCAUACACCAAAACAGAAACGAUUCCGUUUGCCACACUCUCAGAUAACUUGGAACAUGGUCCUAGUGGAAUUUGGGCACACAUGGAACCUGUUAUUAAGUAUAUGAAUACUCGUCAUGAGUUUAAGACUUUACAUUUUGUAUCUGAUGGACCAACGCCUCAGUACAGAAGUAAGUUCAAUCUUUAUCUUUUUACCACACAAAUGUUUGAAACAGGAUAUUUGAAAGGAACAUGGAACUUCCUAGAGUCUAGUCAUGGAAAGGGGGCAGCAGAUGGUGUGGGCGCGGUGGUAAAACGAACUGCGGACAAACGUGUGGAAACAAACGGAUCUGAUAUAACUUGUGCCGAAGAUUUAGCUCACGAACUGAAAGACUUAAACGUAAAAGUAUUCAUAGUCAAAGGUGAAGAAAUUGAUAGAUUGGCAGAAAAGAUCCCAAAGGAUUUAAAAAGUAUUCAUGACAUCAUGAAAGUUCACCAGGUGUUGGUGAAUGAACCAGGAAAAUUGCGCUCCAGAGUAGUGUCCUGCUUCUGUAAAUACCCAGAUGAAUGCGACUGUUACAUGAAUGAGUCUGGUACAACAUGCUUUCUGACAGCAGAAAAACAUGUAAGUGUAGUGUUAUUUUCUGUUAUAUGGUAACUGCUCUCAAAAAUUCUCAAUCAAGUUAUAAUAAUUGUAUUGUAUUUGCCUUAACCCUGUCCGUCACAAUCCAAUGUGAUAGCAUUUACAUGUAUAUAGUUAAUGAUAUGUUAAUUGUCUUUCAGAUAAAUAGCAAGUCGUCAAAUGUCAAUAUUAAUACACCACCAGAAGCUGAAAGAAGUGGUCCGUCUGAUUCAGGGAGUGGUAAUCUAGACCAACAGGAACAGUCACUGCAGGUAAA
This is a messenger RNA of Ruditapes philippinarum (Manila clam), 1115 nucleotides long. RefSeq lists its product as uncharacterized. Bases 320 to 874 code for a protein of 184 amino acids. NCBI's taxonomy places the organism in Eukaryota, Metazoa, Mollusca, Bivalvia, Venerida, Veneridae. The record is from RefSeq and is a predicted model, not a curated record. The transcript is spliced from 2 exons.